GCUUUUGGUUUCGCCAUCUGCAUCGGGAAAGCAACAUAAACAGAAGAAUGGCACAGUGGUCAGCGGAAGACAAACCAGUGAAGAUUGAUAAAUGGGACACAGCAGCUUUAAAGAAUGCAUUAGAUGAUGGAGCGAAAAAGGUCAUCUUGGAAGGCUUUAAGUUGAAAGAGUCACACACUUUGUUUGAUCUUCGUCUACUGAUCUGUACUGUGGCAGUUGGAUUCUCCUUCUUUGCCCUGCUAUGGGACUACAUCAGACCCUUUCCAGAAUCAAGACCAGUUCUCAUCAUCUGUGUGUUGUCAUACUUUGUUUUGAUGGGUGUGCUGACAAUCUACACUACUUACAUUGAGAAGGGUAUCUUUCUUGUGGCACUGGAUAAGGAUGAGGCAGGACUAGAACCUGAUGAUGUCUGGGAACUAUCUUCUUCUUUAAAAAAAUAUGAUGACAAGUAUCAUCUUCAGAUAUCUGUCCUACCAGGUACUACAAAAAUUUCUCGUUCUAUGGACUUCACAAAAAGUGUCAGUGAAUUCUUUGAUGAAAAUGGCAAAUUUGACUACAAUAACUUUGAGCCAGAAGUCAGAAAUCUGAAAGCAAAGUUAUCACAAAGCCAUAAGGAGUAAUUUGGAUGAUGGCAUGUCACACAUGGCCGACUUCUUCAAAGAAAACAUGCUUUAUAAAUGCUGAGUCAGAAAUAUGAGAGAAUGAGGAAAGGUAGACCUUGCUAUGAAAAAUAGCUGGAAGAUCAUGUUAGUUGUUAUUUUAAAAUUAUGUUUGCUAGAAUACAAUUUUCUUCAAUGAGAACAUUAAGCUAUAAAAUAUCUAGUUAAUGAUUUUUUAAUGAACCCACAAGUCAAAAUAAGAGGUUCAGUUGAUCUGGAACCUGUGUUGUUGAACUCUCAUGAAGAGUAUACAUGAGAAGGCAGGGGAAUGCUGUAGAGUGAUUUGGUAUGGAUGAAAUAUAGGUUCAGGGUGAUUUUGUAUGGAUGAGAUAUUGGUAAAUGGGAAUAUUGUACACAUGGGUUUACAGCCACGUUUCAUUGUUUUGUAUUUCGCAAUAAACUCUUUGUGUACUGUAAAUAUCAAA
This is a messenger RNA of Ylistrum balloti, 1084 nucleotides long. RefSeq names its product signal peptidase complex subunit 2-like. NCBI's taxonomy places the organism in Eukaryota, Metazoa, Mollusca, Bivalvia, Pectinida, Pectinidae. The record is from RefSeq and is a predicted model, not a curated record. Gene Ontology annotation, biological process: protein targeting to ER. The transcript is spliced from 5 exons. Gene Ontology annotation, cellular component: membrane; signal peptidase complex. Bases 48 to 620 code for a protein of 190 amino acids.